AUGGGCCUGUUCACCACUCUUGGCCUCAGGCGCAGCGUCGAAUGGGACCCGCCGACGCUGCUCGACCAUCUUCUGAGCUCCCCACUCACCUUCAUCGCUAUCCAGCUCUACUACCUCGUCAUCUUCCUCCUCGGCCGGCCCGUCAGUCCCCCCCGAGACAAAGAGCCUAUCCGCGUCGUUUCCAUCUCCGACACCCACGAUCAGACGGUGUCAAUCCCCCCGGGCGACAUUCUCAUCCACGCCGGUGAUCUGACCGAUGCCGGCACCGCCCAUGACAUACAGCUCCAGCUUGACUGGCUCAAGAAGCAGCCUCACCCCGUAAAGAUCGUCAUUGCCGGCAACCAUGAUUCCUAUUUCGACCCGCGGAGCAGGAAGCAGGAGGACAUCGACCAAGCCUCCAAGCUCGACCUCGACGGCAUCACAUAUCUCGAGAACAGUUCGACCGUCGUGGAGAUCAAGGGCCGGAAGCUGAAUGUCUUUGGGGCACCCGAUAUCCCGAAAUGCGGCCCUUCGAGCUUUGCAUUCCAAUACUCUCCAGACGAGUCGAAAUGGAUGAGCAAAGUCCCCCCCAACACCGACAUCUUGAUCACCCAUUGCCCACCUGCGCACCACCGUGAUCUCGACCUCGGCUGCCCCCACCUCCUCCGCGAGGUCUGGCGCAUCAAGCCGCGCCUCCACGUCUUCGGCCACAUCCACUGGGGCGCCGGCAGCGAGCCCGUCCACUACGACGACUUCCAGACCGCCUACGAGCGCAUCCUCUCGCUGCCCCGCCGGGGGCCGAUCCUCGACUUCCUCCCCAACGAGAACUGGUAUCUCUACGGCCACUUCCUUCUCGUCGGCAUCAACAAGCUUAUCUGGGAGUUUCUCGUGCGGGCGCCGAGACCCCAGGAGGCCGGGAUGAUGGUCAACGCGGCUCAGAUGAUCGGGAAUACGGGUAAGACUACGAGCCGAGCGGUUGUUGUAGACUUGUAA
Messenger RNA from Clonostachys rhizophaga, 972 nucleotides. The record is from the annotation of a GenBank genome assembly. NCBI's taxonomy places the organism in Eukaryota, Fungi, Ascomycota, Sordariomycetes, Hypocreales, Bionectriaceae.